CAGAGGGGGGACCUGGAAGCGGAAGCACGUGGUGGAUGGACCUUGGCAGUUCUGGCUCAUUCAUUCGCGGGUCUGGAUCGGGGGAAAAAAGAGGAGAGUGAGCGUGUCAGCAGGGUAAAGUUGACACCUUUUCGGCAGGGAGGACUGGAGUGGAGAGGGUUGCUGGAGGUGGAUUCGGAAAUCGGGCUUGGCACCUUGUUGUAUGUGGAACCUAAAAUCCGGAGCCAGGAGCAAUCGAGGAGAGUAAAGAACGGAAAUCCAGUUCGUUGGUGUUAAUUGAUCUAAGCAGCAGCAGCCGCGUGUGAAUGAAUACUACAGCUAUGAUCAAGGAAAAUCGCUGGAAAAUACCUCCCAAUGCCCCGGCUUGCAUGGAAAAACAUCUGGACUCAGUCCAGUACAGAGCAGAUGGCUCCCUGCUGCUCAGUGCCUCCAGCCUGAUGGGGCGCUGCUGGCUGGGCUCCAUCUGGGUGUUCAAGGACCCCCAGCUGGCGCCGAAAGAGGGGCACUGCAGCGCCGGGGUGCAGACCGAGGCCGGCGUGGCGGACGCGAAGUGGGUGUCCGAGCGGAGUAUCCUCGUGGGCUCGGACUCCGGCGCGGUGGAGCUGUGGGAGUUGGCUGAGGACGAGUCCCUGAUCGUCAGCAAGUUCUGCCACCACCACCACGACGACAUCGUCACUACCGUCAGCCCGCUGGCCCAGGGGACACAGGCGGUCAGUGGCAGCAUGGACUGCUGGAUCAAAGUCUGGGAUCUUGCCCAGGAAACUGUGGUCAACUCCUAUAAUGCUCAUUCUAGCUCAGUCACCUGCGUAUCCUGUAGCCCCAGUGAAGAGGCGCUGUUUCUUUCCUGCGGGCAGGAUGGCCGGCUGCUGCUAUGGGACAGGAGGAAGCCAAAACCUGCCUCUCGCAUUGACACUCAAUGCUGCCCUACCUCUUUAGCCUGGCACCCUCAGCGAAGCAAUAUGUUUGCCUACGGAGACGACCUGGGCAAAGUGUUUGUGAGGGAGCUCCAAGCCAGUGAGAGCGUAAAGAAGAUGGACACCCACGCCCGGAGGGUCACCGGCCUGGCCUUCUCCUCGCACAGUUCCCCCUUCCUGGCCUCAAUCAGUGAUGACUGUUCAGUCGCAGCAGUGGACUCCAAUUAUUCAGAAAUUUUCAGGGACAGACGGCACCAGGACUUUGUGCGGGGUGUGUCCUGGGCUCCUGCCGGCUCCUCCACCCUCACCACGGCCGGCUGGGACCACCAGGUCCUGCACCACUCAGUGGGCCAGGAAGAGACGCCCCCAACGGCAGAUGCGGUCGCCCCCACCCAUCCGUAGGCCCAGGCCUACGUACCCUCACUCCAGAGCCUCUUCCUAAGGGAGCAGAGGAUGGCACUGGGCACGUCGCUCAUGUUCACAUCGAAACGGUUAACGAGCAUCCUGGGCAAUUAAGACUCCUCUGUGAAAAAUGGGUCUGGAGUCCUGGUCCUGCUGUGCAACAGCCCUGCAGGUUUGGCAGGGAUCACCAGUCAUCGAGUACUGACCUAGAAAGUGUGUUUACUAAGCAAAAGUGGCAACAUGAUGUCAUCGUGAGCAAAGGUGAUGUGAUUCCUAGAUGUAGUUGUGGAUCCCAGCUUGAACAGAAAACACUGGUCCCAGGGUGCAUUUUUGUAAUUCAGACUGCUAAUUUGAAUUUAUAGCAGGCACAGUGCGUUUUUCAGAUUAUCAAACAAACAGAACUGUAUGAAAACUAUUGGUACACUAAUGAGAUUUCAAAUGGGGUGAUUUUUCAAAAAAACAUCUACUGACUUACAGAGUAAUAGUUUCAUGCAGCUCUAUUUACCCAUUGUGCUCCCUUCUGCUUAUUCCUUUACAACCUUCUUCAUUGACUUUUAAGAGCCAGUGUCAUUUAAAUACAAACAGAGCACUGUGAUAAAACUUAUUUUCUCUAACCAACGAUUUCAGUGAAGGUCACACUCCCCCUGCAUUGUGUACCUGUUCCUGGGGGUGAGUAACACUGACAGCAUCAAAGUAUUUCUUAAAUUACAGCACUUCAAUAAAAGUUUGUAUGUUGAAUACCUAGUUGGUAUUCAACUACCUAGUUGGGUGUGGCAAAAUCAUUUUUUGUUGCCAAGUUGCAGCUGCAUGAAAGCUAAAAAGUGUUCACCGUGACCUGCUUGAUUUUUCAGUUAAACACUGUUUUUCCUGUCUCAUUUUUAAACAUCCUAGCAGAGAUCUGAGUGUGGUUGUUUGGUUUUCAGUACGAAGCUCAUACUUAUAUCCUGUCAGAGUGGUAAGCUGUCUUUGGGAAAUACAUUUUUUUCAAAUUUAGUCAAUGGUCAGAAUUGCAGUCACUUGCAGAAUCUUGAUGUUUUAAGUUCAUGUCUGUUAGAACAAUGGAGCACUCUCACAAUCCAAUAUGAAAAACACAGCCUUCAACGUUCUGAUAGUCUUACCAGAUAAGCACCUCUUUUGUUUAUGAAAUGCAUAACUAUAAAAAGUAUUCCUUUGUCAUUUGUUAAAAUACCUGGAAUAUUUUUGUUAAUAAAAUUCAUAACCUCAAA
Molecule: messenger RNA, 2542 nt
Organism: Lepisosteus oculatus (spotted gar)
Lineage: Eukaryota; Metazoa; Chordata; Actinopteri; Semionotiformes; Lepisosteidae
Gene: wdr77
Product: WD repeat domain 77
Biological process (GO): oocyte axis specification
Cellular component (GO): methylosome
Molecular function (GO): protein binding
Source: RefSeq, a predicted model, not a curated record